This is a messenger RNA of Triplophysa dalaica, 2262 nucleotides long. Its product is annotated as collagen alpha-1(XI) chain-like. The transcript is spliced from 21 exons. The coding region runs from base 1 to 2262 and encodes 753 amino acids. NCBI's taxonomy places the organism in Eukaryota, Metazoa, Chordata, Actinopteri, Cypriniformes, Nemacheilidae. The record is from RefSeq and is a predicted model, not a curated record.
AUGACUUUGACCUAUAACAGCAGCGAGCUGUACCUCAAAAGUGUGAAAACGCCCUCCGUGUGCUCAUGGCAUGCAGAGAAGGAGUUUGAUUUUUAUCCGAACAUCUUCACACAAAGAGUGGAUUUACUGGAUCAGAUUUCAAGCUUAGUACCAGCCAGCAGGAAUGUGACUCUUUAUGUGGAGAACCAGGGAUGUCCAGUGCUGGACAUUGGCCUGUAUUCAACUCUCACAAUGGCAACUCAGGAAGCAUUUGGAUCAAGCUUUGCGGAUGAAUUCAGCAUGCUUAUUCAGCUGCGCAGCUCUCAGAAUGUGGACCGAAGUUUGUUGACUUUGCUGAACUUCUACAAUCACAUUUUACUGCAGAUCCGUAUAGGCCUACACAGCAUCACCUUCAUCACCACGCAGCAGCGUGACUAUGAGUUUUCAGUGUCUGGGCUGUCUGACUCUCAGUGGCACUGGAUCUCUGUGGGCGUUUCGUUUGAAUGGUUGGCUGUGUAUGUGGACUGUGUACUAGUGGAGAAAGUGAGCUGGAUGUAUCCUUACAUGGGCAUCACUACAGAUGGGCUGCUGAUGGUGGGGGGCAUCCUGGAGGGGUUUGAGACGCCCUUUGAGGGAGAACUGAGACAGAUGACUUUCAUAAUGGGAGAUGCAAAUGCUGCCAAGGAUCACUGUACUUUUUACCAGCAUAUGUGUGAACCUCUGAGAGAAAACAGCUUUACCGAGACCGAGAAGAGCACUGAGAACUCAAGUUCAUCUUCCAAGAAUGAAAAUCUUCGAAGUGAACUAAACACUUCAUCUCAUACCUACAUAACUUCCAAACAUUCAUCUCAUGGCUUCGCAGUGGUGGAGGAGUCUGAUCUUCUCUCAUCUCCACUCAUUGGCACACAUAGCAGGUUUAAGGACACCAGUGUCAGAAAGACUCAAUCCACCACAUCUAAAUCCUCAGAGGAGAACUUCACUUCUCAGAAUCUGAAAACAGGCUUGGAGGUUCAUCUUCCAAAGCCCUCCAGGGACAUCACUGACCCGGAAUCUAUCUGGAACUUAAAGCAGUCAAUUGGUCAGAAGAAUCUAGUCAACUCUAGAGUCCAUUCAGAAGUUUUUGUUUUAAACCAGCUGACAGAAGAAGGUUUCUUACUUCCUUCUACCAGCUUCUCUGGGUCCUCCAGGAAAGUUAAACAGGCUGCGGUUGAUGAGUACAGAACAUCAGCAGGUGUCGGUCAAGAUGAAUAUAAACAAUCAAGCAAGAAAAGAGUUACGCCUAAACAUGGUGAUGUUAUAUUAGGGCUGGAUGGAAGGAGAUACAGACUGCUUGGUGGACCGCCAGGGCCUGUCGGACCUCAAGGGAAAAGAGGCUGUGCAGGUAAAAGGGGAUACAUUGGAGACAAAGGUGAUAAGGGUUCUCAAGGUGUCAAUGGAGCAUAUGGGCCAAGAGGCAUAACAGGUCCCCAAGGCCCACCAGGACUCCCAGCCAUCUAUCUGCAUAGGAACACACAGGAAGAUUGGGCUGAAUUCAGGAGAACACCUUACUACCAGUUGCUGAUGGCUGGAUGGCCUGGUGCCAUGGGACCCAAGGGAGUUCGGGGCCGUGCAGGGACUCAAGGGAGGGAGGGAGAGAAAGGGUCGGAUGGGGUACCAGGACCUCCAGGGAUACCUGGCCUUCAGGGUCCUCGUGGUUACAAAGGUGAGACAGCGCCCCCUGGGGAAAAAGGAGAUGAGUCUACCUCCUUCCAUGAACAGGGUUUUCCUGGUCCACAUGGCCCCAGUGGAGAAAAAGGAAAGACUGGCCACAAAGGAGCACCAGGUGCUACUGGAUUGGUUGGUGAACAGGGUGUUAACGGCACAGAUGGACCAGAGGGGCCAGCAGGUAACAGAGGCCUCCAAGGUAUUGAAGGGCCCAUGGGCGUAACUGGGAAUCCAGGUCCAAAAGGCUUUUCAGGAGUCACAGGACCACCAGGUGCACCAGGUAUCAUGGGUCCUCAGGGUGGGAGGGGCCAGUCAGGACUCCCCGGCUUACCUGGUGACAAAGGUCAAUCAGGCGCUCCAGGUACCCAGGGUGAAGACGGUGAAGUGGGUCCUCAGGGAAUGAUGGGAAGAGAAGGUCAAAAGGGUCGAGCAGGUCAACAUGGUUCCCCUGGUAUGCAUGGAAUAGUGGGUUUGCGUGGUCUUGUUGGUACCGAGGGACCAGAAGGAAAGCCUGGUACACAGGGAGUUCCUGGUUCUGCCGGAGGUCCAGGAGAUAAAGGAUCUCGUGUAAGGGCCUAA